UCUUUUUUUAUGCUCUUCUGUUCUUGACUAAUGUGACCCCCACAUUAAUUCCAUUCCGCCGUCUCCCGCAUAAUGGGGCUGUUUCUUUUCUUUCUUUUGUUCUUCUCAGUUCAAGCAGAGGUCGUCUCGCUACCGUCAAAUACAACUAUCCAGAUCCAAUCCACUGGGUUUCGUAUUGAGGGAAGCACUCUGACUGGCCAGAAGCUUGUCCCCUUAGCCGACUCGCUGAUUCAAUCAACCACUGCCCAACUCAAGUCCUUUAAUGUUUCUGGCACUGCCACUCAAGUCAUCCCAAGCAAUUCCCUCAACUUAAAGAGUUCGCAAAUCGCCUGCAUAUCUUGCGACCAGGACGACUACACUGGAAACAUCCGAGUUGACGAGACAAUUGAAUACGUCACUUCUGCUCAAUCCGCUGCAGCCAUUCUGCUAUACAGCAAAACAGCUACCGGCUGCAAUUUCACCUCCGAUGAUCAGACCGCUGCGCGUUAUCCCAAUAUCUUCACAUUCACAACCCGAGGUGGCUAUUCUGCACUACUCGGUGCUUUCGAUCAAUCAACAACUAUCAGCAUCGUCUCAAUGUCGUACCUCUCCAGUGUUCCUUCCGACAGUGAUGCCGGUGGCACGAGUGACAGUCCCAACACUGCGAUGAUCAUCCUGUACAGUAUCACGGGUAUUAUCACCGCUCUGUUCCUGGGUAUUAUCAUCACGGGUGCAGUUCGGGCUCAUCGCCAUCCGGAGCGAUAUGGCCCUCGCCGGAUUGCCGGACGAGUGCGGCAAAGCCGGGCGCGAGGUAUAGCGCGAGCCAUGUUAGACACUAUACCGGUUGUCAAGUUUGAUGACAAAAACGAUGACGUGGAGGCCGCCAAAAGAGACGUUGAGAUGGUGGGCGCUGAGGAUCGUGAACACUCCCAGGCCGAUGGGAACACGGGCGUAUCGACGCCCCACGAGUCUGAAAUGCCAACCCCAGACGAUAACGAGCGCCCCACUCCCACAGCCCCCGAAGCCAAGACCGAGAUGCCUGACACAGGUAACUUCUCGUGUCCGAUUUGCACAGAUGACUUCAUCAAGGGUCAGGACCUACGUGUACUACCCUGCAACCACCAAUUCCACAUGGAAUGCAUUGAUCCAUGGUUGAUGAACGUUUCUGGCACCUGUCCCCUUUGCCGUAUCGACCUCAACCCACCCCAACCUGAAAACUCAGAACAACCUGAAGAAAACACUGAACAACCCGACCAUGCAUCCACAGAGGGUGGUCCAGUCCUAACAACAGAACAGGCCCGUCAGCAAGCCCGUGAACAAGCCCGCCACACGCAUCGCCGUCUAACCAACUACCUUCACGGACCCCUCAACGCCCGACGAAUGCGCGAUGCUACCGUUGAGGAGCGUCUUGCCGCGCUCCGACAUGUCCGUGAAGCAAACCAAGGCGAGGCCGCGCCCGAAGAAGGAUCACGUCGUGGUCUGACCACCCGACUACGCGAUCGCUUCCGUAUCCGAACACGCGCUCACGGUGCCGAGGCUGAGUCUUCCGCUGACGCCGAAAAUGCUGCGCCUUCUCCGGCGGCUCCGGCGCCCGUCCAUCUCACGCCGUCUACUGCAUGA
Molecule: messenger RNA, 1599 nt
Organism: Penicillium crustosum
Lineage: Eukaryota; Fungi; Ascomycota; Eurotiomycetes; Eurotiales; Aspergillaceae
Product: RING-H2 finger protein
Exons: 4
Coding region: 73-1599 (508 amino acids)
Source: RefSeq, a predicted model, not a curated record